Messenger RNA from Pleuronectes platessa (European plaice), 7519 nucleotides. It is a transcript of the gene tmcc1a, whose product is annotated as transmembrane and coiled-coil domain family 1a. The transcript is spliced from 5 exons. The record is from RefSeq and is a predicted model, not a curated record. NCBI's taxonomy places the organism in Eukaryota, Metazoa, Chordata, Actinopteri, Pleuronectiformes, Pleuronectidae. Gene Ontology annotation, cellular component: endomembrane system. Bases 4133 to 5572 code for a protein of 479 amino acids.
ACGUGUUUUAUAUCAACAGAUUAAACAAUUAAAGGAGCGAUAUUGCAGUUAAAACAGGCUCUAACAGUGCAUCUUCAGUAUAUUUGGAACAGUAAAUUCUCUCAGCUUUGAAAGAUGACCUCUGUCGGAAGAUUAGAUUACAGCUAGCACUAGUGUUGGAAAGAUAAAUGCUUAACUGUUGAACAAAACAAAACGUUAUUGCUGCCUGAUUGUUAAUCCAGGGAUUGGCAUGAAGAGUAUUUCACAUGAGGAAUGACAGGGAGAUCACUGUGCAGCUUCAGCAUCAGGAGAGCAGAGUCCUGUGUGUCCCCAACAGCUCCUACACAACACAAUGACAUGGCUCAGAUGGUAGAGUGGGUCAUCCUCUUACGAAGAGGUUGAUGGUUCAGUCUCAUGGCUCCUCAAGUCUGCAUUCCUAAAUGUCCUCAGGUAAAAUCCUAUGUGAUCCUCAGUCCAAAGACAUUCAGCUUAGGGUUGGGUUGACAGGGUUAGACUCUAAAUUGUCCAUAGAUGUGGGUGUGACCGGUUGUUAGUCUCUGUAUGUCGGCCCUGCAAUAUGCUGGUGACCUGUCCAGGGUGUUAUACUGCCUCUUGCCCGAUGUCAGCUGGCACUAGCUCCAGCUCCUGCUCCCCCCCCCCGUGAGCCUCACAGGAUAAGAUGUAUAGAUGAUGGAUGGACAAAUCAAGGAACUUUAUAAUCUGUGUCUAGUGAUAUUAAGUGGUCUUUUAAUUUUUUUUCUAAUAAUGCCUGAUGUGCUGCAGUGGCUUGUCUCCAAUAAGGGUAACAUAUAUAUUUUCAAUUUAAGUAUGCAAAUUGUCAGUCCAGGGCCCUUUUGGUAGACACGUCCUAUUUCAAUAUAAGCAGGUGAAACUCAAGGAAUUCCGCCUUUGAUUAAAACAGGACAGAGAUGCAGGUAUGGCCUGUCUGGAAUUAUUGGGUCGAGAGAAAUGAGAAUUAAGAGAUUGCCCGAACAAUGAAAAUUAAUGAUGACAGCAUCAUCUCAUCAACAGACUUGGGGGCACAUUUGGUUUCCUGUGUGGCACGAGAGAUCGGGCAGUACAAGAUGUGCUUGUCGUGUGCAUCUAAUUAUGUGAGAUGCAUUUCUAAUAACUUUAGCGCCGUGAUAUUUUCUAAAUGCCUGUUUGUGUUAGACUCUUGGUCACAGGUCAGUGUUUAGGUUUGGCCGAGCCUUUCCCAGCCUUCCGGUGGAUCCAAGGUAAGUCUGGGCUUUCACAGCUCUAACCAGCUUUGCUUGGAUCAGGGGCUGUUGCACAACCUGGCCCAUGGCAGGCGGACCCAGUUUGGGACGUGGGGGGAGUGAAAAAAUCAACGCUCUUUUAAGAAUGUGUAAGUGAUGCAUGCGAGGAACAAGCAGGACAGGUCCGUGCAGACUCUUUGUCUUUCUGCUUUACCGAUAAAAUCUAAUCAGGUGGGAUGAGGCAGCCCCCCAAUUACAAACACACACACACACACACACACACACACAUUCCCUCAUUAGGCGACACAGACUCUGGUGAUGCAGCGCCUGUCGCUUCUUGCUUCAGCGGCUCAAUACAUCAACAUGUUUGGCUCUGUUAACCCUGGGAAAUUAGCUUAAUCCUUCAGCUCACCAUCUUUAAUUACAUGCGUGAUUAAUCACAGAAAAACUGGACCGUUUAGGGACGACACUGAUCGUAAUUUGUUUGGUGACUGGAACAGGGAUGGGGGACGAAGCAUCUCUUUGCUAUGUGUGGUAUUGCAACAGUUUCCGGGGCCUGCAUGAAAAAUGAGAUCAUAAGUAUGCAGUGACCAGUCGUAGACAUAUGAGCCGCCUGUGAAGCUGGAGAAGAGGGCACACACCACUGACUGACCAGCUGUUUGUGGCUCCCCUGCUUAUGUAACUGAAGCUUUCUGCUGACAGGGACAUUUAUCGAUCAAUGAACGGGCGAUUUGAUGCCAGUGUGGUCAUUAGGUCUCCUUAUCACAGAGUCCAGGACCUCUAUCUGCUCUCGGCUGCAGGGCAAUCCAGUUCAAAGCGUUGUCCUUUGCCCUCUUUAUCUAUACCUCAAGUCAGAGGGCAUAUGUUUGACAAUUCAACUAAUUCCGUCAUCUGCCCCAUGCCACACUCGUGGAUGUAAACUGCCACUUUACUCAGGCUUUCUCAUAAAAGCUAUAAAUACUGUUUUGUUUAUGGCCAAGAAUGGACCACGUGCUGUUCUGCAGCGUCACCUCUUGGUUCCUCUCUGUGCCAGCCCGGCAGGCUAUUCUAGUUCUGUGAUUCGUUUGAUCGCCGCGUGUGCCCGACAAGAGGAUUUAACAACGAUUAGACUUGUUGUACACGUCAUUAAUUAAUCAAAUUGACCACUUCCUCUAGGCCGCUCAAUGCUGCCAAGCAGUUGUCAACAGAAUGCAAAGUUGUUCAUUUGAAAGUCAAAUUACCCCGAAAGGUUUAAAUCAAUUUCCAAAUGUGUAGCGUAUCCCAGCACUCAGAGGAAUGUGCCCUUGGCUGAGUGUGUGUGUGUGUGUGGUAAAGAGAUGUCGGACUGGUUUUUCUUGUCCUCUUGGGCUCCUCCUCUCUAUUGGCUGGCACAGAUACAGACAGAGAGUCUGGGAGUUGAUAGUUGAUUUAGUCUCACAUCAUUUCCCAGAUUCCAAGUAUAGGAUUUUACUUCACACAUGAACAUUCUGAUCACAAACAUUUGUUACACACAUCUGUUAUUGUUACACAGGUUUUCUUUUAAAGAAACACUCUAACCGUAGUUGUGAAAGUCUGACCUACUGAUAAGCAGUCAUUUGGUGUGUUUGUUUUUGUGUUUCUGUUUGUGCUGCUCAUACUUCCCUGUUAAUUUGUUUGUUGUGCAUCGAUCUCAUUGACUGUUUUAUAUCCAUCAGUAAUAAAUUCCCUAUAGUGGUAAAGCAAGAGCCACGUGUGAUUUUAAUUACAAUUGUAUAGUUUCAUAUCUUUACCUGUAUGUCUGUAACUGUAUUGUCCUUUAAAGUGUCCAUGGUGAUACACUUUAAUAUGAAAAUACUUAUAUACAUGUCAAAGUCAUGCAUUCAUCAUGUCACUUUAGUGAAAGUAUUUAAAUGUUACCUUUAAGUAUAAAGUGUGAAAGUAGAAAAAUGUAUCCAGCGAUAAAAGAUUACAUUUAAUUUUAUCCGAUACAUAUAGUGUAUACUGUACUAAUACUAAACUAUAUAAUUACUCUAUAUAAGUACCUGUUAUUUUUGGGGGAUUGUCUGUUAAAUUAGUUCACAGGAUUACACAAAACCUACUGGACGGAUAACCAGGAGACAUGGUGGAAGGAUGUAUGAUGGGUCAGGGAAGAGUCCAGAUUUUUUUUUUAUCACUUUCUUUAACGAUACCACACAGAACAUUUUCAAGAUUUUGCUUGAUUUGUCAUUUUUCUUGGGGGAAACAUUUGAUUUAUUAAGGAAGGUCGGCAAUUAGGUGUAGGUUGAAAAUAGAAAUCAUGAUCUAGUGAAUUUAAAUAUGGUUUCAUGACGGGAGGAUUGGUCAUUGGGGGAAGUACACACUCUUAUAAGUGCCAUUCUAAUUAUACUAUUGGGCAGUUGAAUCUAGAAUACAUCAUAUAUUAUAAACUGAACAGUUUGUCCUGCCAAAAUAUUAAAAUAUUGUUGAGUCAGAGUACGGACAUUUCCCCUUUUAAAUUGCAGUGUAAGUAUGAAGUAGAAGGACAUACUUGAGUACAAGAACCUGAAAUGAGCCUGUUAGGACUUCAGUAGCUGUAGCUGACAAUCUGCCACCUCUCUGUUUACACAUGAGAAUCAAUAUAAGUUUGAUUGUGAUUCUGAGGUUCUCACAGUGAGUCUCAUAGCUAAACAAAUCCAAAAUACAAGUCAGUGAGUGAGGAUCUAUUUUGGCUUCCUGUGAAGUUUGAUUGGCGGCUGCCCGUCGAGCCGCUCUGAGGAUGAUGUCACCCCCCCCCAGCUGGGAGGAGGAGAAGGGGGAGGAGCUCUCCUCUCUCGCUCCUAGUAAUGGGAGUUUCAGGUGGAUUCCACUUUCACAACAAGCCGGUCGGUCUGCCAGUCAUCCGGCGAAACUUCCUGCCAACACACCGGGACUGAGCCGUGUAGCGUGUCAGUGUGCGUGCACAUGAAAACACACAAGUCCAGUUCACGGUGGACAAAAUGCACUGGGAACAAUUUAUCCGUUUGACCAAUGGGAAGAUCGACCGGCUGGAGGUGAGUGGGCUGGGCCAAACGCCACUUGCUGUGUCUUACGGGGCAGACGGUUCCUACCCAGUGGGCGAGGAUAGCACCCCAGACCCGCAGCGCACCAAGCAGGCCAUCGCCCAGCUGCAGCAGAAAAUCCUCAAGCUUACAGAGCAGAUUAAGAUCGAGCAGACGGCGCGGGAUGACAACGUUGCUGAGUACCUCAAACUGGCCAACAACGCCGACAAACAGCAAAGCACACGCAUAAAACAGGUUUUUGAGAAAAAGAACCAAAAGUCGGCGCAGACCAUCCAGCAGCUGCAGAGGAAACUGGAGCACUACCACCGGAAGCUGCGGGAGGUGGAGCACAAUGGUAUCCCCCGGCAGCCCAAGGAUGUUCUGCGAGACAUGCAGCAAGGACUGAAGGGUGUCGGAGCAAGAGUCACAGGCUUUAGUGAAGGGGUGGUUGACAGCGUCAAGGGCGGCCUGUCCAGCAUCUCCCACGCCACUCACUCUGCUGCAGGGGCCGUCGUUUCCAAACCUCGAGAGAUCGCCUCGCUGAUUCGCCACAAAUUCGGAAGCACUGAAGACAUCCCCUCCCUCAAAGACUCUCUGGACGACCCCACGCUGGAUGAAGGCGUGACAGGGGCAGGCGGACGUUCCCUGGGCAGCUCCGGGCAUCACCUCCAGUCAAGUCCCAAGUACGGCAGCGAGGAAGACUGCUCCAGUGCAACGUCGGGCUCAGCUGGAGCCAACAGCACGACGGGGGCACCCGGGGGCCCGCCCAGUUCCAAGGGUAACACACUGGAGAGGAGUCAGAGCUCGAGCCUAGACAUGCUGCUGCAGGAGGUGCAGGAUCUGAGGGAGGGCCAGGUCCGGCUAGAGGAGGGCCUUGACAGCUUGAAGAGCCACUAUCAGAGAGACUACACAGUUGUAAUGCAAGCACUACAGGAGGAACGCUUCAGGUGUGAACGUCUGGAGGAGCAGCUGAACGACCUGACAGAACUUCACCAGAAUGAGAUCCUGAACCUCAAACAGGAGCUGGCCAGCAUGGAGGAGAAGAUCGCCUACCAGUCGUAUGAGAGAGCCAGAGACAUCCAGGAGGCGUUGGAGGCCUGUCAGACCAGGAUCUCGAAGAUGGAGCUUCAGCAGCAGCAGCAGCAGGUCGUCCAGUUGGAGGGGCUGGAAAAUGCCACGGCCAGGACCCUCCUGGGAAAGCUUAUCAAUGUGCUGCUGGCCCUUAUGGCCGUCCUUCUGGUCUUUGUCUCAACUGUGGCCAACUGUGUGGUCCCCCUGAUGAAGACACGCUCGCGGUCCCUCUCCACCCUCCUCCUCAUCCUCCUGCUGGCCUUCUUGUGGAGGAACUGGGACGCUCUCUCCGGGUACACGCACCGCGCUCUGCAGCCACCGGGAUGACCAGACCAACACCAGCACAUGUUGCUUUGGAGAUGUAACUGUAACCACAGUCAUGCAGGAUGUUUGCAGAACGUGACUGCCGUCGGGGUAGCUGUGGCCGGGCACUGGAAAUUCGGCUGAGCACUUUCAGACACGCCCUGGAAAUCAAGACAAAGUGGAGGAAACAGAGAACUGUUGGGAACACUUGUGAUUUUACCUUAGGAAGGAAAAGACUGUUUACAUUUUGAGAUGAACUGCUGUGUUGUAUCUCUCAGAGAAUACAGCAACGUACUGUUUUUAUCUUUAGCGUUUUAAUCAAUUAUAAUGUUAUUAUUUCUAAUAAUAUUAUUUUUUAUUUUCUAUGUUAUUUUAUUCAGUACCAUGUAGCAUUACACUCCUGUCACUCUACAUGAAGGGGAGUUUAGUCAGGAAACACGGGGCUGGCGAUUUGCUCCAAAAGACCCUUUUCAAUUGUAGACAUGCAAAUGUGAUGAUGUGGUUGAGAUGAGGAAGAGAACGCUCUCCUCGCUGUGACCGGUCGAUUUGAACCAUGGCUGAAAACCUUCCAGGGAGCUGCUCCUUUCUUGCUGUGAUGAAAUUGACUGAACCAGGCGUUUGGGUGUCAUGAUGACUAAAGACUGUUUUGAGCUUCCUCACAUUUCUAAUGACAAAGAUGACAUGCUUUUAAUCGUUUCCUUUUCUCAAGUAUAACAGGAAAAACUGUGUUGAAUGGGGGAUAUGAUAAUGACUCAUAAAGACAAAAUGGAGUGAAGAGCUACGAUGGGCUGCUCACACUAGAGACAGCACAAACACAGAGAGAACAUCUGGUUAUUGUCAAGCAUCUGCCAUAAUUGCAACAUGUGUACAAUGCGGCAUGUUUUCAUUAUGAAAAACUACGAAGGAACCAUUUUUGCUUUUAAAAGCAAUGGGGGAAAAAAGGUCAUUGUCUCAGUAAAAUUCAUUUGCCGGAGUAAUUUCCUCACCCUCCGGCCAUAUUUAAUGUGAUCAGGUUAGGGAAGAGAGACUACUGGUGCUUUUCCAGCUCCAUCUCAGCUGGAUCAGGAAUGCUGCUGCUGCUGCUUCAUAUCCACAGUGCAAGUCAUCUCCACUGCCACGCCAGUCCAAUGCACACUGCCUGUUUGUGAUACUGUGCUUUUUAACACUCUCCCUGCAUUUUAUCUCUGUAGCCAUCCUUCUUUUUCUACGUGCACACCUUGUUAUGGUGUAACCACCCAGUGCCAAACCCUAGUUACCCCAGGGAUGCCUGCGCACCCGGAGGUCGGAAAAAGCUGAGGUGGCUCAGCAGGUUUAGCUUUUAGUCAGAUCUGCCACGAAUGUCUCGCCUGGAUAUCCAGAAUGUAUUGUUUUCAGGAUUCACAAUCUGAAGAUGAACUUGACUCCAGAUCCUCGGUCGUGUGUUUGCACCUUUGCUCCCCUUGAGUACAGUCUCCUCGGCUCAGCGUCCACUCCCUCUCUUCCUCGACGACUCAAGGACACGACGAGAUGACCCGGCACAUUUAAUAUUCCCACCUGCAUUUCAUUGCUUUCCUAACAGAUUAGCGUGAUCAUUUGAACUGUACAGCUGCACUUUAGCACACUGCUAGAUAACACAUAGGUCAGACUGAGGCCAGAGAAACCUUUGAUUGAGGCGUCAUCAGUGGGAUAAGAAAAGUUGACUCGGGUCAGGAUCACUGUCGUCCUUGUCUAAAGCUUGAACCCAUUCAGAGGAACAUCUCAAAAUGUCGUUCAAACCUAAUUCCUCUCAUGCAAUUAAAACGGCAGGAUGUGGAUUUGUUCUCUGUCUUGAUUUCUGCCGUCGUGGGGAGCAGUAGACAAAGUUGAGAGUGACUUGACCUUGGCUUGACCUUGAAGUAUCUUUUAUGAUGUAGGGUUGUGUGCUAAACCACUCUAGUGCCUUCUGAUGUCCUUUUCUAAGUGUGGAAUAAAUAAAAGUGCAUUCCUGACUAA